Talaromyces marneffei is the source of this 1023-nucleotide messenger RNA. RefSeq lists its product as uncharacterized. The transcript has 2 exons. NCBI's taxonomy places the organism in Eukaryota, Fungi, Ascomycota, Eurotiomycetes, Eurotiales, Trichocomaceae. Bases 1 to 1023 code for a protein of 340 amino acids. The record is from RefSeq and is a predicted model, not a curated record.
AUGACAACCCUCCUAGCCCCCUACGCCGCCGACCACGAAGACCCCAACGGUCCCGGCGAUGCUCGCCCAACAGCCCUCAAAAUCAUCCGCGACCAAAAGCUCGACGGCGCUCUGAUUGGCAAGACCUUCUUCGUGUCCGGCGGCACAAACGGAAUUGGCGUCGAGACUGCACGCGCCCUCCACGUUACGGGUGCAGAUGUGUAUAUCACAGGACAAACUCGUGAGAGAGGAACGGAAGUUGCAGAACACAUUGCCGGGGAUGGCAAGCCGGGAAAAGUAGUGUUUCUGGAAAUGAAUCUGGGUUCAUUAGAGAGUGUUAGAGGUGUAGCCAAAAAGUUUUUGGAGGUUAGUGGUGGGAAGGUUAAUGUCUUGAUCACGAAUGCUGGGAUAAGAGGCUACCCCAAGGACAAAACGCAAGACGGCUUUGAGCAGCACUUUGGUAUCAAUCACCUAGGCCACUUUGCGCUUUUCCAGCACCUCAAGGAUGCGCUCCUCGCUUCUUCGACACCAGAAUUCAACUCUAGAGUCGUCGUGCUCUCUGCGGCGGGUCAUCGACAAUCCAAAAUUCGGUUCGGUGAUUACAACUACGACAACAGACCCGACGAAUACAACCCCGGUCUCGCCUACGGCCACUCCAAAAUCGCAAAUAUCUACAUGGCCAACGAGAUCGAGCGCCGAUUCGCAGACCAGGGUCUACAUGCAACAGCCGUUAAUCCGGGACUGAUCCCGGGGACGGGGCUAAACAAAAAGAUACCACCAGAACAGGUAGCGCAGAUGUGGAAGAUGGCUGCGUUGAGGAGCCUGCUGAAAUCUGCGGAACAGGGGGCCGCGACGACGAUUUGGGCGGCUGUAGGAAAAGAGUGGGAAGGCACCGGCGGAAAGUUUUUGGAGAAUGUUCAGAUUAGUCCGCCUGCGGAUGAGAGUAAGGGACCGGUCAGUAUGGGGUACGCGGAGUAUGCGUAUGAUGUUGAUGCAGCCACGAAGUUGUGGGAGGAUAGUUUGGGGAUGGUUGGGUUGGAGUAG